Molecule: messenger RNA, 1062 nt
Organism: Thrips palmi
Lineage: Eukaryota; Metazoa; Arthropoda; Insecta; Thysanoptera; Thripidae
Exons: 2
Coding region: 123-965 (280 amino acids)
Cellular component (GO): extracellular region
Molecular function (GO): chitin binding
Source: RefSeq, a predicted model, not a curated record
AGCGCAUCAAGUGGAGGCACUCGACGGGCACGGGGUGGUGGCAGGCCGAGGAUAAAAGCCCGCCUCAGACCACGGACCGGCAGACUUCAGCGGGACAGUCACCGGAAGCACAAGGACCCACAAUGCACGCCCUCUACGUCGCUGUCUUGGUGGUGCUGGCGGCGUGCCAGUUGGAGGCGGCGUACCCGCGGGUGCCGUCGGACCUGCUGCGCCCGGAGUACAACAAGAUGCUGGUGGGGCUGCGCGCCGCCAGUGACGCCCGCUGCCACAGCCGCACCACCAGCUGCAACGACUGCAACACCGUCAACACUUGCGCCUACAUUGCCGGCGGCUACACCUUCCUCAAGACCAGCCAGUGCCCCGACUCGCUGCCGUACUGCGACGACGGCAAGUGCGUCAAGGUGUCCUCGGCCGACGUGUGCACCGCUUCGCCGCCGCUCGCCACCGACUUCCAAUGCAACGGCGGCGUGGGCUACUUCCCGGCGCCCUUCGACUGCACCAAGUUCUACGUGUGCACGGCCGGCGACAAGGCGUACGUCUACAACUGCCCCUCCCAGCACGUUUACGACCACGGGCGCGCCGGCUGCGUGCGCCUGGACGAGAACCCCGCCAGCUGCUUCAGCUUCAACUGCGCGCAGAACGCGCAGCAGUACGUGCUGUACGCCCCCAACCCGUCCGUGUACGCGUACUGCGUGGACGCCAACACCGCCCUGGUGGCCAAGUGCCCGGAGAACUCCCGCAUGAACCCGCUCAACGGCAACGAGCCCUGCAAGCCCUACUGCUCCAGGGAGGGCCGCAUCGCGGACGGCGACAACGUGCACGGCUACUACGAGUGCUUCGUCAACGCCGACAACACCCUGUCCGCGCCCGUGCUGCAGUUCUGCCCGCCCAACAUGGCUUUCAACCCCGCCAACCUGCGUUGCGAGGACGAGGCAGCCAGCCCGACCCCCGCACCCGCACCCUAAUUCAAGAGAUGGGCACUUUGGUGCAUUUUAAUUUCGCUGUCAACAUACAAAUUCCGGCAAAAAACCAUGAUUACAAAUAAAAUUUGAUACCCAUAUC